ACCCACUUUCCUCUCAAGGCCCCCCACCUCCCAUCACACUGAGGGGUACAAUCUCAGCACUGGAAUUUUGGAGGACACAAACACUCAGGCCAUGCCACAGUCUUUAGAAGAAUCCCAGAAUGACUAGUCAGGCUCCUGGGAGAUCCGUAACUGUGGGAAAGCGUCACACCCCAGGGAAGGUCACUGGCUGGGAGAGCCAUCCCAGAAAAGGCCUGCUCCCUUCACACUGACCUCUGUGGAGAAGUCGGCUUGGCACGUGCUUUCUCCUCCACUGCAGAGUUAAAUGCGAGAAGGUAGAAACCCAGAGGCCGUGCUGGCGCUGAGAGAUGAGCCCCACUCACCAGAUUCAAGGUCCCAACGUAGGCAGACACCGGGCAAGCAGUCUCCCAUUCCGGGAGUUUGGAACUUAAAUAGAGCCAUAGAGAUGCUCAGACCUGAUCCAAGUGAGCGCAUUCAGUGACAUUUCCUAGAGGGUCCUGACACCUUCAUCUGCACCUGGGGCUGCCCCAGGUUCUGUGCUGCCAGUCACAGUGCACAGGUGCUGCUGAGCUCCUCUAAACCAUGAACUAACAAGUGAGUUGAGGGAGGGAUGCCGCCAGCUGUGUGGACCUGGCCCAUGGGGGAGGCCGGGGUGGAGGUCAGCCCGGGAGUCUGCACACCUGCAGCUUGUUUCCGCCACGCAGAUGGGCACAGGUGAAAACCUUUACAAGUGCUGCAGACGUUGGCCAGGCCUUUAAAUUCAGAGCAACCCGGAGAGGAGAAAGGAGAGUGGGUGGGGGUUCCGGCGUGGAAGAUGGAGGUCCGAUUGCCUGACUUAGCUUUGAAGCGGAUCUUCUCUUUCCUGGACGUAUUCAGCUUGCUGCAGGUUUCCCAGGUGAACAAGGAUUGGAAUAGGGUUGCAGACAGCAAUUACCUGUGGAGGGCACACUCUCUGCAGAGAUGGGACUGCAGCAGCAUCACCGAUCGACACCUGGGCGCAUUCACGUGGAAGCAAUUGUUCCUGCACCAAAGAAGGAAGGAGCUUCGGUUGUCAUUGGCACAGCCAGAUAACUUUACCUACAAAAUAACUAAGAACACUGGUAUGGGGACAGGUGCCCUAGAGGAACAUGAGCAACUUGUUUUCAGAAGUCCACUCUAUUGGAUUUUUGCUGUGUGAAGUUGUGUGUUCUCAUUCAGUGAAGGGAAAGGGAAUUAGAAUUGAAUCAGACUGGGCUGCCAUGAUAGCCACAUGACAGCUCCCUGCUUCCUCUCUUGUCCCCACUGUCUCUGCUGAAAGAAGAAACUAGAGAGACCUUUUUUUACAACAUAAAAUCAGGUCCUGUUACCCCCUUUUUCCUAAGGCUUCCCAUCCCUCCCAGAAUAAAAAUCAGAAACAAAUAUUAGUGUCAAACUCUUUAAAAAACAGACGCUUGGCAGAGCACAGUGGC
Molecule: messenger RNA, 1427 nt
Organism: Sapajus apella (tufted capuchin)
Lineage: Eukaryota; Metazoa; Chordata; Mammalia; Primates; Cebidae
Product: F-box/WD repeat-containing protein 12-like
Exons: 3
Coding region: 794-1156 (120 amino acids)
Molecular function (GO): protein binding
Source: RefSeq, a predicted model, not a curated record